Molecule: messenger RNA, 2038 nt
Organism: Otolemur garnettii (small-eared galago)
Lineage: Eukaryota; Metazoa; Chordata; Mammalia; Primates; Galagidae
Gene: KAT5
Product: lysine acetyltransferase 5
Exons: 13
Coding region: 32-1672 (546 amino acids)
Biological process (GO): regulation of DNA-templated transcription
Molecular function (GO): histone acetyltransferase activity
Source: RefSeq, a predicted model, not a curated record
GGGGCCGGAAGUGGCAGUGGAGGGAGGGAAGAUGGCGGAGGUGGUGAGUCCGGUGCCCGGGGCGGGGCGGAGGGAGUCAGGGGAGGUGGGUAGAACCCGAGGCCCCCCAGUAGCCGACCCUGGCGCCGCGCUGUCUCCCCAGGGGGAGAUAACCGAGGGCUGCCGCUUACCUGUGCUGCGGCGGAACCAGGACAACGAAGAUGAGUGGCCCCUGGCCGAGAUCCUGAGCGUGAAGGACAUCAGUGGCCGGAAGCUUUUCUACGUCCAUUACAUUGACUUCAACAAACGCCUGGAUGAAUGGGUGACCCAUGAACGGCUGGACUUAAAGAAGAUCCAGUUUCCCAAGAAAGAAGCCAAGACUCCCACCAAGAACGGACUUCCUGGGUCCCGCCCUGGCUCUCCAGAAAGAGAGGUGCCGGCCUCCGCCCAGGCCAGCGGGAAGACCUUGCCAAUCCCGGUCCAGAUCACACUCCGCUUCAACCUGCCCAAGGAGCGGGAGGCCAUUCCCGGUGGCGAGCCUGACCAGCCGCUCUCCUCCAGCUCCUGCCUGCAGCCCAACCACCGCUCAACGAAACGGAAGGUGGAGGUGGUUUCACCAGCGACUCCGGUGCCCAGCGAGACAGCCCCAGCAUCUGUUUUUCCCCAGAAUGGAUCCGCCCGUAGGGCAGUGGCAGCUCAGCCAGGACGGAAGCGAAAAUCAAACUGCUUGGGCACUGAUGAGGACUCCCAAGACAGCUCAGAUGGAAUACCAUCGGCACCACGCAUGACUGGCAGCCUGGUGUCUGACCGGAGCCACGACGACAUCGUCACCCGAAUGAAGAACAUUGAGUGCAUUGAGCUGGGCCGGCACCGUCUCAAGCCGUGGUACUUCUCCCCGUACCCACAGGAACUUACCACAUUGCCAGUCCUCUACCUGUGCGAGUUCUGCCUCAAGUAUGGCCGUAGCCUCAAGUGUCUUCAGCGUCACUUGACCAAGUGUGACCUGCGACAUCCCCCAGGCAAUGAGAUUUACCGCAAGGGUACCAUCUCUUUUUUUGAGAUUGAUGGACGUAAAAACAAGAGUUAUUCCCAGAAUUUGUGUCUUUUGGCCAAGUGUUUCCUCGAUCACAAGACCUUAUACUAUGACACAGACCCUUUCCUCUUCUAUGUUAUGACGGAGUAUGACUGCAAAGGUUUCCACAUUGUGGGCUACUUUUCCAAGGAGAAGGAAUCAACAGAAGACUACAAUGUGGCCUGCAUCCUAACCCUGCCUCCCUAUCAGCGCCGGGGCUAUGGCAAGCUACUGAUUGAGUUCAGCUAUGAACUCUCCAAAGUGGAAGGGAAAACAGGGACUCCUGAGAAGCCCCUCUCAGACCUUGGCCUCUUAUCCUAUCGAAGCUACUGGUCCCAGACUAUCCUGGAGAUCUUGAUGGGGCUGAAGUCAGAGAGCGGGGAGAGGCCACAGAUUACCAUCAAUGAGAUCAGUGAAAUUACCAGCAUUAAGAAGGAGGAUGUCAUUUCAACCCUGCAGUACCUCAACCUCAUCAACUACUACAAGGGCCAAUACAUCCUCACACUGUCAGAGGACAUUGUGGACGGGCAUGAGCGGGCCAUGCUCAAGCGGCUCCUUCGGAUUGACUCCAAGUGUCUGCACUUCACUCCCAAGGACUGGAGCAAGAGGGGAAAGUGGUGACCAGACAGCUGGGAGGACUAGGGCUCCUGAGAAGCAAACCAAGGAAGACAAGGCUGAAGACAGCUCCCAAAGGAGGGACAGGCCUGGUAGGGGCCCACUGAUGCCCAGCACUAAGACGAGGUCUGGGCUCAGGCCAAUUUCAGGAUCAACUGGCUACAGGCCCAAGCUUGCUCUGAACCAGGGACCAGAGGGAGCCAGGCAGCUGUGUACAGUGAGGUGGGGGGGAGGCACUCUGUAUAGAAUGCUGAUGAUUGUAAAAAUUUCUUUUGUAAAGUAGGAAUUGGGGGUAGGGUGGGUAUUGGCUGCAAAAUUCUGGCCUCUCUUACCCCCAUUGCCCCUGGCAAUAAAUUGUUUCUAUAGGCCAGA